AUGAAGAACCCUCAUCUGCAUAACGGUAAUUGGAAGACACUCAAUCCGACGGAAGUAUCUACCUCAAAGAAGUUUAAACGUAAAGCUCGGGAACCCGUCAAACGUAUCAGCGAGGAUAAAAGUUAUAAAUAUGAUCACAAAAUUGACGAAAACUCAUUGGCGGACUUGAUGGAGGACACUUUCGAAAAUAACAGCCAACAGAGACUAUCCGACCUGGGCUCUAAUAUAUCUAGUGGUGUGCGCAUCGGACCACUGGAGAAUACGAACACGGCUCUUGAUAUGCGAAUUAACACCUUGCCCACAAUGACCGGAAAACUCAAGGAUAAAAUUCAUUCAUCAUUCCCACAGGUUACAGGCUUUGACAAUCAACAGGCGUUUACACCAGACCCCACGUCACAGUCACGAAUUGUAAUGUGCCAGCGUUCUGAAAGAUCGCUCUCCUCAGCCUCCCAGGCGUCUUGCAUCAAUAACAGCGGCGACCCGGCUGAAUCGCCUAGGAAACGUCCAGGAGAGCCGUCUGGCGUCGUCACUGAGAUCAAAGCAAUUCAGCAGACACGGAGACUGCUAGCAAAUGCCAGAGAAAGAACCCGAGUACAUACCAUCAGUGCAGCCUUUGAGGCGCUGCGAAAGCAGGUGCCCUGCUACUCCUAUGGACAGAAGCUUUCCAAAUUGGCUAUAUUAAGGAUUGCUUGCAACUACAUCCUGUCCCUGGCUCAGCUUGCAGAUCUGGACUACACUCCAGACCACAGCAACAUGAGCUUCAGAGAGUGUGUGGAGCAGUGCACCAGGACCCUGCAGGCCGAGGGUCGCUCUAAGAAGAGAAAGGAAUGAAAUGAAGUGUUAAAUGCAAGUAGCUGCAGAAGAAAAACAACUUCUUUACAGGACUUUUCUGUACUCAAACCCAUCUCCA
Molecule: messenger RNA, 910 nt
Organism: Chanos chanos (milkfish)
Lineage: Eukaryota; Metazoa; Chordata; Actinopteri; Gonorynchiformes; Chanidae
Gene: atoh8
Product: atonal bHLH transcription factor 8
Exons: 3
Coding region: 1-831 (276 amino acids)
Biological process (GO): anatomical structure morphogenesis; positive regulation of transcription by RNA polymerase II
Cellular component (GO): nucleus
Molecular function (GO): protein dimerization activity; DNA-binding transcription factor activity; E-box binding
Source: RefSeq, a predicted model, not a curated record